AUGGCCCUCGGAUUCGAGGGCCCGGGCAGGGCGUUCAACGGGGCGGACGUCAUCAUUGUUCAGAGCACAAACGGUCAGUGCACCGUGGGCGACUACUGGGCGCAAUCCGCAGGCGAAUUUCGACUCGACAACCUCUUGGGCGGAGACGAUGACCUGCUGGACGCCACCUGCGCUGUGUCCGGGAGAGAGAUUGUGGCCAGCUUCAAGAGGGCAGCGACCUCCGUGGACCCCCUGGACCGAGACAUGCGUUCGGAGGGAUUCACCAACACAAUACUUGCCUGGGGCGUCACGAGCGACGUUGCGAUAGUCUCUGAGAAGACCAGCCGCCUUCAAAUCAACUUCUACGCAGCACGCGACGCAGAUGCCACCGAAGCUUACGUAAUCUCUCCGCCGCUUCCCAACGCCUCGGAAGGGGUGCCUGGCGUGCCUCCCGCCCCCGGCGCUCCACCCAACGCAAAUGGAGACCCUAGAGACGGUCGAGCAGCGACCAUCACUGGAGAAACGACUCUGGAUGCCGACCGGAAGUUCACUCUGUCUUGGGAACUGGCACAAGGCAGCGUCACGUUCACUAUGGAGGUGGAUGGGGAGGGAUUCAUGGGCAUAGGCAUCCCUGGCACUGACAAGAAUAUGCACCUGGCGGACAUCAUCGUGGCUGUGGCGGACGGCGCCACGUGCGAGGUGAACGACUACUGGUCCGAGACCUUCGCGCGGCCCACGCCCGACGAGGACAUCGGCGGACAGGACAGCCUGACGGCCAAGUCGUGCGAAGUCGCCGACGGCCACAUGAGUGCGACCUUCACGCGGUCCCUGGUGGUGCCCGAUGAGUUCGACAGGGAAAUCCCGGCGCAGGGUUUCUCUCUCAUCUACGCCUUCCACGAGGCGCCACGGGGGAUGCAGUACCACGGAAACAAGAG
Molecule: messenger RNA, 914 nt
Organism: Ostreobium quekettii
Lineage: Eukaryota; Viridiplantae; Chlorophyta; Ulvophyceae; Bryopsidales; Ostreobiaceae
Source: the annotation of a GenBank genome assembly